Messenger RNA from Cynocephalus volans (Philippine flying lemur), 544 nucleotides. It is a transcript of the gene RPL23A, whose product is annotated as ribosomal protein L23a. Gene Ontology annotation, cellular component: ribosome; cytosolic large ribosomal subunit. The transcript has 5 exons. NCBI's taxonomy places the organism in Eukaryota, Metazoa, Chordata, Mammalia, Dermoptera, Cynocephalidae. Gene Ontology annotation, molecular function: rRNA binding; structural constituent of ribosome. Gene Ontology annotation, biological process: ribosomal large subunit assembly; translation. The record is from RefSeq and is a predicted model, not a curated record. Bases 25 to 495 code for a protein of 156 amino acids.
GGGCUUGGACGCCCCUUUCACAAGAUGGCGCCGAAGGCGAAGAAGGAAGCUCCUGCCCCUGCCAAAGCCGAAGCGAAAGCAAAGGCUUUGAAGGCCAAGAAGGCAGUGCUGAAAGGUGUCCAAAGCCACAAAAAGAAGAAGAUUCGCACAUCACCCACCUUCCGGCGGCCCAAGACACUGCGGCUCCGGAGGCAACCCAAAUAUCCUCGGAAGAGCGCCCCCAGGAGAAACAAGCUUGACCACUAUGCCAUCAUCAAGUUCCCCCUAACCACUGAGUCUGCCAUGAAGAAAAUAGAAGACAACAACACACUUGUGUUCAUUGUGGAUGUCAAGGCCAAUAAGCACCAGAUCAAACAGGCUGUGAAGAAGCUCUAUGACAUUGAUGUGGCCAAGGUCAACACCCUGAUCAGGCCUGAUGGAGAGAAGAAGGCAUAUGUUCGACUGGCUCCUGAUUAUGAUGCUCUGGAUGUUGCCAACAAAAUUGGGAUCAUCUAAACUUGAGUCCAGAUGGUUAAUUCCAAAUAUACAACUUUUUUCACCAUAU